AAGAUGCUGGUGCGAGGCAGCACUCCAGAAGCAAUUCCAACCCAUGCCUCAGUGCCUACUGCUCACAAGACGACCAAGAUCCCAGACCCUCCUAUGCUCACUGACAGCAAGGUAGAGUGUCACCGGACGACCCGGAAACCCGCCCCGAACCCGCCCCAAAGCCCAACGGGCUGGGCUUUGGGUCAAGGGUCCUUGGCCCGCUACGGGUCUGGGUCCAAAGGGUGUCACGGAGCUCAGCCAGGAUAAUGGAACAUCAACUCAUGUGCUCUACCUAGGUAGCUAUCGACGAG
Aspergillus glaucus CBS 516.65 is the source of this 290-nucleotide messenger RNA. RefSeq lists its product as uncharacterized. The record is from RefSeq and is a predicted model, not a curated record. Lineage: Eukaryota; Fungi; Ascomycota; Eurotiomycetes; Eurotiales; Aspergillaceae. The transcript has a single exon. Bases 4 to 246 code for a protein of 80 amino acids.